AAGUUAUCAUGUUUUACCCUGUCAUCUUAAGUCUUGCUUCCUUUAUUUUGGAGCAUUUUUAGAGGAUAGAGUGAUUGAUAUUUCAAGGUUAAUAAGGUUAUGGAUAUCAGAAUCAUUUAUAAAAAAUAGUGAAGGCAGGAGCUUGGAGGAUAUAGCAGAAGGUUACUUGAAGAAUCUUAUUGGAAGAAAUCUAGUAAUGGUUACCCAGAGGGGCGAUUCAGAUGGUAAGGUCAAAGCAUGUCGCCUUCAUGAUGUAUUACUCGAUUUCUGCAAGAAAAGAGCAGCUGAGGAGAAUUUUCUACUAUGGAUAAAUAGGGAUCAGAGUACCAAAGUUGUUUACUCUCACAAGCAGCAUACUCACUUGGCCUUCACUGAAAUGGAUAAUCUUGUUGAAUGGAGUGCAUCUUGUUCACUUGUUGGCUCUGUACUUUUUAGGAAUCCUGAUUCAUACUCUGCCCAUCAUCUCUUAUACUAUCCUGGUUUUUCAGUUUCACUCAUUUUAUUAAAUUUUAAGUUUCUAAAAGUAUUGGAUUUGGAGCACCAGGUUGUUAUUGAUUUUAUUCCAACUGAGCUCUUUUACUUGAGGUAUUUAUCUGCGCACAUUCAACAAAAUUCAAUUACAAAAAUGCUGACUUGGAAGAAAUUGUUGAUACAUUGUUAAGUUAUAGGCGUGAUUUUGGGGGAGUUAAGUGUGGUGUGGGGAGAGUUAGAGAGAUGUAUACACAGGUUAAUAAAGAGAGACGGAAAAAGGAAAUUUUUGUAAUUAAUUUAAAUGGUAGGGAAUU
Solanum tuberosum (potato) is the source of this 785-nucleotide messenger RNA. Its product is annotated as putative late blight resistance protein homolog R1B-14. The coding region runs from base 197 to 661 and encodes 154 amino acids. Lineage: Eukaryota; Viridiplantae; Streptophyta; Magnoliopsida; Solanales; Solanaceae. The record is from RefSeq and is a predicted model, not a curated record. The transcript has 2 exons.